AUGCCCACCCGGUUCCCGGAGACACUAGCCGCGUCGGGACACGCCAACCCGAGUUCCGGGGUAACUGGUCACGCCCACUCGGGCCCCGGAGAGGCCGACCACGACAACCCAGGCCCCGAAGAGACCGACCAUGCCGUACCACGCCAACCCGGGCCACAUCAUCCCGGGCCAUAUCAACCCGAGCCACAUCAGAGCCACGCCACCCUCUCCUCCGGAGAGCCCAGCAACGCCGGACCAUAUCAACCCGUGCUGCGGAGGGCCCGGCAAAGCCGUGUCACACUAACUCGAGACCCGGAGUGCCCGGCAAUCCAUACUCUGGCCGCGGAGAGCACACACCAGGCCGGGCCACAUCAACUCGGGCCCCGGAGAGGCCGGCCGAGCCGUGCCUCCGUAACCAGGGCUCGGAGAGCUCGGCCACGCUGGGCCAAGCCAAGCCAUGCCUCGGAGAGGCUGUCCUCGCUGGGCCGCGCCAACCGGGAUCCUGGGGAGACUGGAUACGCCAUCCCGGGCCACGCCAACACCGGAGAGCCGAGUCACGCGGGGCCACGUCAACAAGGCUCUGGAGAGCAUGGCCAUGCCAACCCGGGCCCCUCAGAGCUCGGCCGAAGCAGGUCACACCAACCCGGGUCCCAGAGAGUCCGCCCACACAAAAGCACGCACCGGAGUGCCCGGUCACGGCAUCCCGGUCCCUGGACAAUCCGGCCGCGUCGAGCCACGCCAACCCGGGUACUGGAGUGCCAGGUCUCAUCAAACCGGGUAGCGGAGAGCCUACGCUCGCCUGGUCACGCCAAUCUGGGCUCCGGAGGGACUGGCAACACCGGGCCACACCAUCCCGGUUCUCAAAGAGUCCGCCCUGGACCACAUUAA
Vespula vulgaris is the source of this 867-nucleotide messenger RNA. RefSeq names its product spidroin-2-like. The transcript has a single exon. Bases 1 to 867 code for a protein of 288 amino acids. NCBI's taxonomy places the organism in Eukaryota, Metazoa, Arthropoda, Insecta, Hymenoptera, Vespidae. The record is from RefSeq and is a predicted model, not a curated record.